AUGGACAGCGAAGACCAGGUCUUCAUCCUUGUCGGUUCUACCGCACGCUUUAUACCCCAAGGAGAGGAGCAGAUCAUAGGGCCGGAAAACACAAUAAAUCUCGUUCUCGACCCGAAGCCUCUCCCAGUCCGGAUACCACUCAUCUACUGUAACGUCUGCGGCGUCAGCUGGCUCGUAGGCCAGAAGGGUCGAGAGGCUGCAGCUGGUCAUCCAUCACAUUAUACGCUGGAUCACAUCUAUGCAGGGACUCGUCGCUCCCUAGUAGCUUUCAUCGAUGGUGCCUGUCCAGCAAACGGGCAAGGUGCUCUCCAGGCCUCGAUCGGUGUAUAUUUCGGACCCGAGUCGCCAAACAACAUUUCUCGUGUCAUAAGUACAUAUCGCCCAACGAACCAACUUGCAGAAAUCACAGCCGCAGUAGAAGCCAUGCGCCAGGUCCGCUCUAUCAUCAUGCCAGAGCGCCGUGCUUUGGUGAAGGCUUCCUUGCCUGGAAGCCACCCCGACGCCUUGCGGGACAUUCGCCACUUCACGCUGGUUCUGGCAACCGACUCGAGCUAUCUAGUUGAUUGCAUGUGCGAUUUUAUGCCGCAGUGGAACCUUGAUGAGACAGAGGGAAUCUAUUACAACCGUAGGGGCGACGCUAUUAAGAACAGCGAAGGUUUUUGGACGCUGUAUGAAGAGAUAAAGCUCUUAUCCGCCGUUGGCGUUCGGGUGAAGUGGUACCAUAUUCCACGUGGUUUCAACUAUGAGGCAGAUGCUUUGGCGAAUGCAGCGUUGCGCAAGUGA
Messenger RNA from Trichoderma virens Gv29-8, 783 nucleotides. RefSeq lists its product as uncharacterized. Gene Ontology annotation, molecular function: RNA-DNA hybrid ribonuclease activity; nucleic acid binding. The record is from RefSeq and is a predicted model, not a curated record. Lineage: Eukaryota; Fungi; Ascomycota; Sordariomycetes; Hypocreales; Hypocreaceae. Bases 1 to 783 code for a protein of 260 amino acids. The transcript has a single exon.